AUGGUGUUCGAUAAUGGACCGCAAUUUGAGACUGGCCAUCUCAGGGAUUGGCUGAGUGACCAGGGCAUAGCACACUGCUUUGCCUCGGUCGGAUGCCCGAAGGCCAAUGGCCAUGUUGAAGCAUACAACAAAUUGAUCUCCACUGGUAUCAAGCGGAAGCUUGAGAAAGCAGGCUACCUAUGGGCUGAUGAGUUGGUCAAUGUGUUAUGGUCUAUUCGAACGACAACAAAGAGUUCAACAGGGAAGACCCCACUUUUUCUAGUCUAUGGUGCUGAGGCCGUGCUCCCAAUUGAAAUGUAUGAUCCCACUCUACAAGUGAUGUUAUAUGAUAAAUCAGCAAUUGGGAGGCCAUGA
This is a messenger RNA of Chenopodium quinoa (quinoa), 354 nucleotides long. RefSeq lists its product as uncharacterized. Gene Ontology annotation, molecular function: nucleic acid binding. Lineage: Eukaryota; Viridiplantae; Streptophyta; Magnoliopsida; Caryophyllales; Amaranthaceae. Bases 1 to 354 code for a protein of 117 amino acids. The record is from RefSeq and is a predicted model, not a curated record. The transcript has a single exon. Gene Ontology annotation, biological process: DNA integration.